GGCUUGUCGUGGCUGUGGCGGUAUUGUCGGCUACCCGUCUGGAAGCGAAAUUCACCCACAGUGCAUACUUGGACGCCGCUCGUGAAAAGUAUUUCCUACAGUGGAGAUACGAUGCGGAGACCAUCACCUUCCGUGUGGAAGUGGCCACCCUGGGGUACGUGGGGUUUGGGAUUUCACCCAAUGGAGACAUGACCGGCUCUGACAUCGUCACUGGGUUCGUCACAGACCAAGGAGACACAUUCUUCUUCGACCGAUACGCCACAGCGAGAGCCAUGCCGACUAUUGACAGCAGUCAGGACUGGACGUUAGAAUCAUCAGGAGAGAACGGCACGCACACCUUCCUGCAGUUCUCCAGGAAACUCGUUCUUUGUGACCACACAGACAGGACUAUCGAGGCCGGCACCACCCGUGUUAUCUGGGCGUACCACGGGGAAGACCCGCCGCACGACACCGAGCUGAUGUACCACGGCGAGACGCGGGGAGCCCGCAGCCUCAUGCUGCUGUCCGGCCCGCAGAACGCGGAACUGCCGGAGCAAGUACAGACCAUGGAGUUUCUCAACGAUGCUUAUGCCGUGCCCUACAAGAAAGUCACUAACUACCUGUAUAGGGGGUUCAAGGUUCCGGACUUGGGAGGGAAAAAGCACGUCAUAGCGUUCGAGCCAGUUGUACAGGCCGGAAACGAAGCAGUGAUCCACCACAUGUUUCUGUACGCCUGUCUGGAGGACCUGGACCCGAACCUGUACGACGGCGUCCAGUAUCUGCGGGAGAGCCGCGACAUCCCUGCAGACUGGCGCUCGUGCAAAGUCACUAUCAUAGUCUGGGACGUGGGAGGAGUGGGCAUGCAUUACCCAGAGAAGGUGGGGCUAUCUGUAGGGGCUCCUGGCGACCCGACCUUCCUUCUUAUGGAAACACAUUACAACAACGCACAGCGCAAGAAAGGUAUGAAGGACAGUUCCGGUAUUCGGUUACUGUACACCUCUGAGCUACGGGAGUACGACUUGGGUUUAAUGCAGCUUGGCAUGGAGGUUGGACAUACACAGAUCAUCCCCCCUGGAAGUCAGUCAUUUGUUUCCGUCGGAAACUGUUAUCCGGACUGUCUGGAGAAGGCAAUGGAGGCAGAGUCCAUAGACAAGAUAAACGUGAUCGGCGUCCAUUUCCACGCUCAUCUGGCGGCCAGGAAGAUGAGGGUACGCCACGUGCGGAACGGAGUGGAACUGCCGUGGCUGGGGAAUGACGAAAACUUCGACUUCAACUUUCAGCAAACUAUCAGACUGCAGAAGGAAAGAGAAGUUUUGAAGGGCGACUACCUAAUAGUGGAGUGUACCUAUGAUACCACUGACAGGGAAGAGAUCACACACGGAGGCCCCAACACGCAAGAUGAGAUGUACCUUGGUCAUAUCCUUCACUACCCAAAGAUGAAGCUAAGACGGUGCAAGAGCAAUCCACACAGGGUGGCUUACCUGGAAGCUCUCGGUGCGACAGAAGUUAUGUUUAGAGCUGGCAAAGACGACUUUGUGCCCAUCCAACCACCACAAAUGGCUGGCAAGUCCAUGAAGAAACUACUGCACUCUGUCAGCUGGAAUGAAGAACUCAGACAGAAAUUCCAGGCAGUGCAGAGAACCGGAAAGACGUCCGUUAUCUGCAUGAAGAAAGACAAUAGCUGGGAGGAAUUUCACCAGCAAACGUUAACCAUGCGGGAGCCACCACCCGUAAUUCUUCACCCAUUUGAGGAAACCGACGCAUGCAAAACACAAGGUACAGGUGCUAGUAGGCUCAAGAUGCGUCAGGGAUCAAAGAAGUCUAUCAACGGUGUACAUGGCCAUGAAGCAAAUGCUGAAAACAAGAGUGGGAUCAAGAAAGGAUCAAGAAGGAAGACCAGGAAGAACCACCGGAAGCUGAGUCUCUCACCAUGGCGACACCAUAGAAGAGCACGAAAGAUCAGCUGGUAAUAGAAAAGAAUCUAACCUGACUUUACCUCAGCUUCAUGACAAGAUGACAUUUCUGAAUAUGAAUUAUAAAUGAUUGAUUUGUAGCCAUGUGGUGUGUACACUCACUGCUUAGAUGCUGAUAACGACUGUCACAAUAAUAGUUCAUUAGUGGGUGUGGAGGAAACGGGAUAUAGGAGGCUAAGUCUCAACUGCGGUUAUUACAGAAGUCAUGAUCAAUUUUCAGAUGUAAGAAGGUUCACGAAUUAACACUAGUUCACCUUUGUCCUCGAUGUAACCUAUAUCCGUUGUAUUUAGAACAGCGUGUUUAGGAUUAUCAAUUCGACGGAAGGUUGUUUGAAAUUGCAAUAUUUUCAAAAAAUAGCAAAUUGGAAACUACCAUCCGUCGACUUGACAUCCCUAAAUAACCUGUUU
Messenger RNA from Branchiostoma floridae (Florida lancelet), 2360 nucleotides. RefSeq names its product DBH-like monooxygenase protein 1. NCBI's taxonomy places the organism in Eukaryota, Metazoa, Chordata, Leptocardii, Amphioxiformes, Branchiostomatidae. Gene Ontology annotation, molecular function: copper ion binding; dopamine beta-monooxygenase activity. The record is from RefSeq and is a predicted model, not a curated record. Gene Ontology annotation, cellular component: secretory granule membrane. Gene Ontology annotation, biological process: dopamine catabolic process; octopamine biosynthetic process; norepinephrine biosynthetic process.